Phycodurus eques (leafy seadragon) is the source of this 1101-nucleotide messenger RNA. RefSeq names its product beta-1,3-galactosyltransferase 9. The record is from RefSeq and is a predicted model, not a curated record. NCBI's taxonomy places the organism in Eukaryota, Metazoa, Chordata, Actinopteri, Syngnathiformes, Syngnathidae. Gene Ontology annotation, cellular component: membrane. The transcript has 2 exons. Gene Ontology annotation, molecular function: hexosyltransferase activity.
AUGUGAUGCUGUCUGUGUGCACUAAGUACUCACCAGUGGUGCUUCCUCCUCUUCAAUGUGCUGCUCUUCCACGCACUGUUGUUCGGAGGUGACUUUGUGGAGGAGUAUCUCCUUCAACCUGUACCUAAGGUCUACAAUGACGGGCUGGUCAUUGACAUCAGGGAGAAGGCCAGGAAGUUAGACCUAAGUGCCGCCACGGAAAAGGAAUGGCGAGCGUACCCCGCCCCCAACCGUGAAGCCUGCACAUCAGCUGACCUCUUCCUCCUGGCUCUCAUCUUCAGCUCCCCUGCUAAUAUCUCCAGAAGGGAUGCAAUCAGGAAGACGUGGGUCAACCAAACGCAGGUGCAAGGCCUCCCAGUGCGGGUUAUUUUUUUCACUGGCUCAGCUCACACUUCUCAACUGCAAGAGGCUCUCGUGUUAGAAUCGAACCACAGCAGGGACGUGGUUCAAUGCCGCGCUGUGACUGACUCACCUUUUGGAGGGCCGGUUGAGAGGACGGUGUUAGCGUUCCGCUGGUUGAUCACCUUUUGUCCCAGGGCUCGCUUUGUUCUCCUGACACACGACCAUGUGUUUGUAAACCUCCCUGCCAUUGGAGGCUACCUGCUCGGGUUACACAGGCACCCAGAGGACCUGUAUCUGGGACAGGUGAUCCAGGGAAAGUACUCGGAUAGGAACCAGUCCAGCCCCGGUUACGUGCCUCCGAACUUCUACCUGCACAAACACCUGCCGGAAUACUGCGACGGCACCACCUAUGUCAUGUCCCAGGACGUGGUACGAAAAGUAUACGUAGCAUCCGCACAGGUCCGCGCACCCGUGUCGGCGGAUAUUUUCGUGGGCCUUUGUGCCCACAAGGCUGGUGUGGCGCCGACCCACAGCGCUCGAUUCCCGGGAGACAAACACAUCCGCUACAACGCUUGCUGCUACCGUUACCUGUUCAGCUCAGCCCAAAUGACGAGUCUUGAUCUGGAUAGGGUGUGGUCAGACCUGGGUCCGAAUGGCAGUGCUGGGACAUGCUCCUUGUUCCAGACCUACUAUGGCUUAGUGAUCUGCAAGGCCCUCACGUACCUGCAUACACUGUCCAUCCUCGCCACUUCAGAAUAA